AUGAGAAAGUCAUGCAAUUGUCUUUACUCAGAUGGGAAACCAAAAGAGGAUGCUGCCGGUAGAGGUAGAGGUAGAGGCAUUCAAGCUAAGCAAACCCCCUCACCUGGUGGUGGUCGGGGUAGAGGACUGAAGCCCGGUGCUGGAGGAGACAAACCUCCAGAUGCUAAUCCGUUUGGAUUCCAGCUCAAAGCAGUUCCACUGAAGUUUACGAGACCACUCAAAGACAUAGUGUUACAGGAGGCUGAAUCAGUCGGCGCUUCUGCUACGUUUGAGUGCGAGGUUUCGCCUUCUACUGCAAUUACUUCAUGGAUGAAAGAUGACGCCAACAUAAGAGAGAGCCCAAAACACAAGUACUACUCUGAUGGCAAAGAUCGCAAACUGCUCAUCAUUGAUGUGCAAGUUUCUGACACUGGUGAAUAUACUUGUGUUGCCAAGCUGGGCAACAAGGAAAAGACAACAACCGCCAAACUAAUAGUAGAAGAAUUGCCUGUGAAGUGGGUAAAGACUCUGGAAGAGGAUGGUAUGUCGGUCCUCAAGAGUCAGCCUAUGUACCUGACCUGUGAGUUGAACAAAGAGAGAGAUGUGGUCUGGAAGAAAAGUGGUGUCCCUCUUAAAAACAUCCCUGGAAAAGUGGCUAUCAAUGUCAUUGGAAUGCAGCAUGCCAUUACAAUCCAGGACACGGGAGAUGACGACGCUGGGAUCUACGCUUGCGAGUGUGAUGACAUCAGGACUAAAACAGAUGUCAAAAUCAUUGAAAUUAUCAGAGACUGGUUGCAGAAACCAUUGAGAGAUCAGCAUGUGAAACCCAAGGCCACUGCCACUUUCAAAUGCGAGCUCUUCAAAGAAACCCCCAACUGGAAGUGGUUCCAUGGCGACAAGGAGAUUCCUAAUGAUCCCACUGACAAGACUGAGGUCAAGAAAGAAGGCAAAGAACUGACUCUCAUAGUUAAGAAAGUAUCACCUGAUGAUAUUGGGCAAUAUGCCAUGGAGGUUGAAGGCCGCAGAUACACAGCUAAACUGACUCUUGGAGAACGUGAAGCUCAGAUCUUGAAGCCUAUCUCCAGUAUGGAGGUUGUUGAGAAAGAGGAGGUUACGUUUGAAACUGAAAUAUCUGAAGAGGAUGUGGCUGGAGAAUGGAAACUUAAAGGUCAAGUCCUGCAAAGAUCACCGAUGGUUGAAAUCAAAUCUGAGGGCCAGAAACGUUUCCUCACUCUCAAAAAUGCUCAGCUUGACCAGUGUGGUGAAGUGUCUUAUCAAGCUCUGAACGCUAUCACGAGUGGGGUGCUCACAGUCACAGAAAUGGAAAUGGACUUCACAGUCCCCUUGAAGGACGUGUCUGUACCUGAAAAGAAACAGGCUAUGUUUGAGUGUACUAUCACAAAGGAUGUGCCUAAAGUCAUGUGGUUAAAGGGGUCAGACAUCCUGUCGACAGGCGAUAAAUAUGACAUUAUUGAUGAUGGAAAGAAACAUAUAUUGGUCAUAAACAACUGUGAAUUUGAUGAUGAGGGACAAUACACUAUUGAAGUCUUGGGCAAAAAGUCAACAGCCCAGUUGACUGUGGAGGGUAUGAGGCUCAAAUUCAUAACACCACUAAAGGACCAAACUGCCAAGGAAGGUCAAACAGCUCGGUUUGAGGUUGAGCUCUCUCAUGAGAUGGUACCCCUGACAUGGUACAAAAAUGAAAUCAAACUCCAUGUGAGCAGGACUGUGCUCAUCCAUUUUGAAGGAAAGAAACACACCUUAGAAAUCAAGGAGUUGACUCUAGAUGAUACCUGCCAGAUUAAGGCAGAGGCUAAAGGAAUUCCCUCAACGGCAAACUUGACGGUGCUAGAGGGUGACGCAUACUUCACAGUGAAGUUGCAGGAUUACACCGCAGUCGAGAAGGACGAGGUCACUCUGGACUGUGAACUCAGCAAAGAUGUCCCUGUGAGGUGGUACCAUAAUGAGACUGAAAUUAAGGCCUCUAAGAUGGUAACCAUAAGGGCUGAGGGCAACAAAAGAAUGUUGUCUAUCAAGAAAGUGGAAGGAAAAGAUAAGGGACAAUACCUAUGUGAUUGUGAUACGGACAAGACCAUGGCAACCAUUAGCAUUGAAGGUAAGUCAAUUAAUUUUUACAAUCAUAAAAUCUAA
Messenger RNA from Salvelinus sp. IW2-2015, 2130 nucleotides. Lineage: Eukaryota; Metazoa; Chordata; Actinopteri; Salmoniformes; Salmonidae. The record is from RefSeq and is a predicted model, not a curated record.